Molecule: messenger RNA, 496 nt
Organism: Uranotaenia lowii
Lineage: Eukaryota; Metazoa; Arthropoda; Insecta; Diptera; Culicidae
Product: pupal cuticle protein-like
Exons: 2
Coding region: 64-435 (123 amino acids)
Cellular component (GO): chitin-based extracellular matrix
Molecular function (GO): structural constituent of chitin-based larval cuticle
Source: RefSeq, a predicted model, not a curated record
UCGGUGUCAACGUUAGGAGGCGGCAUUCGAAGAUCUCAUCUCAGGUGUUUAGUGUUUUUCAACAUGUUAUCUCUUCAUCAGAAAACCAAAACCGGAUUAGUAAUAUUGGUCCUAUUAGCGGCACUCAAUUUAGUUCAUGGCCAACAGCAGGUGGAAGUGCUGGAUCGGGAUCAGAACAUCAAUCCGGAUGGCAGCUACGCAUACCGUUACAGACUUUCGGAUGGCACCGAAGCUCAGGAGCAGGGACAGGGUGGCGUAGUAGCUACUGGAGGAUAUCGAUACUACUCACCGGAAGGGGAACUAAUUGAAGUGAGCUACACGGCCGAUGAAAAUGGAUUUCAACCCCAGGGAGAUCACAUUCCACAACCUCCCCCGAUUCCGGAUGCCAUUAUUCGAGCGCUGGAGUAUAUCAGAACCCACGCGAGACCAACGUGAUAGAGUGUGCGAAAAUAUUUGGCGAAUCAUUAAUUGCCUACAGAGAUUAUCCGACUGUGUU